Molecule: messenger RNA, 1394 nt
Organism: Chlamydomonas reinhardtii
Lineage: Eukaryota; Viridiplantae; Chlorophyta; Chlorophyceae; Chlamydomonadales; Chlamydomonadaceae
Exons: 4
Coding region: 98-529 (143 amino acids)
Source: RefSeq, a predicted model, not a curated record
GCUACGAACUACACACAUUCUUCUUUACCAGUCCCCUCCCUCUUUCGUAAAUUACCGGCUAACUUGCAGCAAGCUUCGCUACCAGCUCCAAGUGAAAAUGGUGCGCAUCGAGCUGACCGACCGCAACCUGAUCGACCUCUGCGCCGCGACGCAGCUGGCGCUGGGCGCCCACGCGCUGGCGGCCCCCGACAACUUUAUGGACGUCAACUUCGGCCCCAAGCUCAGCCACCCGGGCCGCGUGCUGGCGCCGCCCGAGCUGACUCGCUGGAACGGAGCCACCAUGGUCACACUGGGCGCCAUGGGCCUGGCCGCCCGCAACGGCCUGACACCCGAGGGCAAGCGGCGCUGGUUCCAGACCGGCGGCGUGGCCUCCGCGGCGUGCGCGGCGCUGUCGGCGGCCGACACGCUGCGGGGCCGCAAGCGCAAGUCCGUGGGCUGGACUCACGCCGGCGCCCUCGCCACCAUCGCCGGCCUCAAGCUGUGGCGCGGCUUCAAGCGCAACAACAGCCGCGUUAAGGCCGAAAUCUAAAUACUUUAAGCAUAGUAAUGGGAUAGAGGACAUAAACAUAAGUAGUUGGAUAAGAGAAAGUUUGACUUCAAUGCUGUGCGGUUGCUGCAGCGGGUGCGGAGGUGUGUGGGAUGAUGGUGAGCAUGUGGUGAUGGACAGGGAGAGGCAGCGGCAGUAGCAGCGGCAGUAGCACGAGCAGGGGGGCGUUGGCAGGGCGUGUAUCAGCAGACGACAGCUGGCAGUUGUUGCGUUGUAAAAGGCAGGUGCGGCAGCUUGGGGUUAUUUCAGGGCGCUGCUGCUGGCCGACGGCGGUCAAGGAGUUCGUCAGUGUGAAUGCCCGCCAGAACGAGGGGCAUGCCGCGGUGCCCUUGCGGAUGCGUGUGAGUGUGUGAUGGGACAGGGUUCAGGCAGGUUGGCGAGGUCCCAUAGGGUGCAGCUGACGCCCGUACCCCAAGCAGACAGCAAACAGUUUGCAGCGGCAGAGCAGGAGUGCAUGGCUGGUCGAACGCCGGAGUUACUGUACCGACAAGUUGCUGGCUGGCUGGAAGUUUGCUGAUGCGCAUUCCUCACGCUCCGGGCGCCCGGCCAGGCGAUAGCACCACACAGACACACCACAACGCCACACUCGGAUGCGUGUGAUGUGUGUGGGGCACAAUGUGACGGUGCGGCGCUAUGGGGGUGCGUGUCUCAAGGGCUAGAUAGGUAGAGCGCCUCGGCGGAUGCAGGACACGGGGCGGAUGGGUGGAGGCGUUGGCAGGGCGCCGGCACGCAUGCAGGGGGUGGUACGCGCGACGGCCGGCGAUGGUUCGUCGUGACACACGCACACGCACACACACAGAACAAACACACGUGUAGCAAGAUUUCAUUGGGUAUCUGCGUGUCUUGA